AUUAAAAUAAAAUGAAAAAUCUGACUGAUAGCCAAGUUUGUGUGGAGAAAAAGGAGCCAUGCAUGUGAUGUAAGGACAGACUGAAAGAUGCUAAACAGAGACAGAAAUUAAUGCAUAGAAAGUUGACAAAUUUGAACCAAAAUCUCUAGAAGCAGAUUUUUGCCGCUGCCGUGCAAAGCGAAACCGGAAGUAAGUGGCCGUGAAUCAUCUCGCUCCACCUCGACACUCUUCGACGUUAAACUGACUCGUCGGUCGACAUUUUCGGCACAGCAUCAUCAGCGCUGACGUGAAACUACGUGAGCGAAGGCACAGGCCGUCCACCCCAUGGUGUAAUUAGUGACGAGUCAGACUACGUAAAACUUCGGUGAACGACUAUGGACGCCUCAGUCUCGCCUCAGCUGGACAGCAGUCUAAACAACUCAGUGACAGAUGGAGAGGAGAACCACAGUGAAGACAGUUCGUCUCCUGCAGAACCUCCUCAGGUGUCGGGGGCAGAAGAGUCUCCUGAUGUGACUGUUGUCCAGCUGUUUGACGGUCAGACGGUGCAGGUCCAAGGGGUCAUCCAGGCCCCUCAGACCUCUGUCAUACAGUCUCCACAAGUCCAGUCUGGACAGAUUGCCACUGUAGCAGAGCUGGAGGAUGAUGAGUCAGACACCCAGAAGAGACGGGUGCUUCUCUCCAGGCGUCCGUCUUAUCGAAAAAUUCUCAAUGAGCUUUCAUCGGAUGCACCAGCAGUUCCUAAAAUCGAUGAAGAGAAGACGGAGGAGGAGGUGCAGGUCUCCAGUUCCUCAGCAUCGGUGCCGACCUCCAUCUACCAGACCAGCUCAGGACAAUAUAUUGCAAUCAGUCAGGGGAGAGCCAUCCAGUUGACCAGCCCUGGAGCUGAAGCCCUUCAGGGGGCCCAGACCCUGACGGUGGCCAGUUCCCCCAACCCGCAGCCUGGAGCCACAAUCCUGCAGUGUGCAGCUCAGCCCGGAGACUCACCACAGCAGUUCUAUAUCCAGGGGGGGCAGGUGCUCGUCCAAGCUGCCACAGGAGACAUACCCGCCUACCAGCUGCGUUCACCUAACUCAGGCCUUGCUCACAGCAUCGUGAUGGCUGCGUCCCCGGGCUCCAUGCAGAACCCCCAACCACAGCAUGCUGAAGAGAUCACCCGCAAGAGGGAGGUCCGACUGAUGAAAAACAGGGAGGCAGCUCGCGAGUGCCGCAGGAAAAAGAAGGAGUACGUCAAAUGUCUGGAAAACCGCGUGGCUGUCCUGGAAAACCAAAACAAGACCCUGAUUGAAGAGCUAAAAGCACUGAAGGACAUUUACUGCCACAAAGCCGAGUAGCGGCGGCUGUUUGUGGUCACGAGCUGAAGACAGUGCCGUUUACAAACUGCUACAGCAAAACACACACACACAAAAAAAGACUCUGGAACAAAAACUGCUUUGACCGUCUUUGUGUCUCUGCUCACUCAGGCCUGGUUUAUGCUGAAUUCAGAAGUGUCCCGGGGAAUUUGAACAGCUUGAGCUUGCCAGUUCUGCUCUUGUUCUUAUCUUGUGCUUUUUGCAUGUUAAGACUCAAGUGUCGUUCACACUAUGCUUGCUGUUGCUUUUGUGCACGGGGUGAAGCCAGCCAAUGAGAGCCAGCUGAAGAAGGACAGGAAGAGGAAAUACAGGUGCUUCCUGAGGAUGCACCGCUCAAUUGCAGAGAUUACCACAAGUCUUUGGCGGGUCAGCCGGGUCUCGGUACCAGCGAGUUUCUCUGAGGUCAGACAAGGUGCACACAAAGCUCCGCAGAUCCAUCACCAGCUGCAAUGAGGCAACUCAACCGCGUUUACCUGAUAAUGUCAUCCGUGUUAUUUAUGCUUCUGUUUUUUUUGCCGUUUCAUGCAUUCCUCAAUGAGAAAAAUAUCUUCAAGCGUUUUUGUCAUUGAAGUGAUUUCCUAGAUUUUAUGUUUUCAGUUUGUAUAGAAGUCCUUGAUUCGGUCAGAAAUAUCUCAAUCAGAACUUGGUUUGAAAGUUAAUUUUCAUUAAAGUAUUUGAAUUGAGUCAAAGCACAGAAAGUACCAAAGUGUCCAUGUGGAUAUCAGCAGAAUUUAUAUUCUAAUAUGUUUUAUUUGAAGAAUUUCACUCCACAUGUUUAUAGUAUCCUCUACAAAGCAAAUGUCACCUAUUAACAAGUUGUUAAACAUGUUACAAAGUCAACUGUACUUUAUUCUAUACUGAAAACCAAACUUUUGUAAAGCAACAUCUUAAGCUGACUCGAAUAACUGUCGUGCUUUACUGUCAGUCUUGUUUUUUCAAAUGGUGGAUAUCCAUUGUGAUAUGAAUUGUAAUUGAUUGUGGCUAGAUAUUAAAAUGCUCUGUUUAAAGGGUGAUGCCAAUUUAUUUUCUCUUUUUUUGAUGUAAAGAUAUUUUAUUUUAAUGAUAAUAUAUCAUCUUGUGUUAAUGUUUCUGGUAAUUUGCUUGCUUUUUCUCUUUCUGUAGUUGUCAAGUUUGUUCCCCUGAAUAAAUUUUACUCAAAGGAUAAAAAGAGCCCCUCUUAAUGUAACAGACCAUCGUGUAUGGCUGUUGGGUAUUUAACUGCUGUUUAACUCAGUGACAACAUUAUGAUUCAUCCAGUAGCUGUCAGCCAACACGAUAACCUGUCAUGCUUUUGUAUUCACAGAGGAAUGGCCAUUAUUUUGUAUUCUAUAAAAAAGGCAGAUGAUAUUGAAUCCAGGUGUUCUUUGAUAUCAACUGAGUCAAAACUUCUCUGCAUGUUUUUUUCUUUUUGCCGUAUCAAAUGGCACUUAUCUUUUACCAGGUGUUCUUCUCAGUGUACUUCCUUGUUUGAAUUGUAAAACCAAAACUAUUUUUGUUUAUCUAAUAAAAUAUUCAGAUGUGAAA
Messenger RNA from Centropristis striata (black sea bass), 2873 nucleotides. RefSeq names its product cAMP responsive element modulator a (gene crema). Gene Ontology annotation, molecular function: protein binding; RNA polymerase II cis-regulatory region sequence-specific DNA binding; DNA-binding transcription factor activity, RNA polymerase II-specific. Gene Ontology annotation, biological process: regulation of transcription by RNA polymerase II. The transcript has 8 exons. Gene Ontology annotation, cellular component: ATF4-CREB1 transcription factor complex; nucleus. NCBI's taxonomy places the organism in Eukaryota, Metazoa, Chordata, Actinopteri, Perciformes, Serranidae. The record is from RefSeq and is a predicted model, not a curated record. The coding region runs from base 375 to 1331 and encodes 318 amino acids.